AUGACAUCCAUGGUGUUCAAUGAAAAUGCCACACUCAUUCGCCCCCCUACAUUUUACAUCAGUGGAUUGUACAACAUGCCACAUGCAAAAUAUUAUUAUAUGUUUUUGUGUUUUGUGUAUGCUGUGACUGUUUUAGGGAAUUCUUUAAUAAUGGUUACUAUAUAUAUGGCACACACUCUGCAUACAGCAAAAUAUAUAGCUGUCUUUAACUUGGCCUUGUCUGAUUUGUGUGGAAGCUCUGCUCUUAUUCCAAAGUAUGCAGCGAUGUUAUUGUAUGAGAACCAGUACAUAUCUUAUGUAGACUGUCUGGCAAGCAUGUUUUUUGUUUUUCUUUUCAUAAUAAUGCAGUCCUUUACUCUGCUUGCUUUGGCCUUUGACAGAGUAAUUGCUAUAUGUUUUCCUCUGAGGUAUCAUGCUAUUGUCACUAAAACCACAAUGACUCUGAUCCUUGGUGUUAUGUGGAUCAUCUCAGCAGCUAUUAUUGGUGUUUCUGUAUCUCUGAUUACCAGUCUGUCCUUCUGUAUGUCUACUGUAGUUGGCAGCUAUUUCUGUGAUCAUGGUCCCAUCUACAGACUAGCCUGCAAUGAUAAUUUUCCUAGUUACAUUAUGGGCAAAGUCUAUACUGCUGUUGUGAUUUGCCUUCCAUUGAUACUGAUAGCUCUCUCAUAUGUUUGUAUUGGCGUUGCAUUGCUUAAGAUCUCACAUGGUGCUGAACGAAUGAAAGCUGUGAAAACCUGCACUUCCCACCUCAUGUUAGUGGCAAUGUAUUAUCUACCAAUCUGUUGUGUUUAUAUUACUGCUAUUGUUACAACAUACAUACAUCCAAAUACAAGAAUAAUCAACUCCGCUCUGGCACAAACAAUUCCACCAAUGUUAAACCCCAUUAUAUAUACUCUGAAGACAGAGGAGGUAUUGCAGUCUGUUAAGGUACUCUACAACCGAAUCAAGUUGAACUUUGCAACAGAAGAAUUCAUGAAAAUUGUUAUGAAGAAUUAA
Pygocentrus nattereri (red-bellied piranha) is the source of this 996-nucleotide messenger RNA. Its product is annotated as olfactory receptor 1F1-like. Gene Ontology annotation, cellular component: membrane. Lineage: Eukaryota; Metazoa; Chordata; Actinopteri; Characiformes; Serrasalmidae. Gene Ontology annotation, biological process: G protein-coupled receptor signaling pathway. The record is from RefSeq and is a predicted model, not a curated record. The coding region runs from base 1 to 996 and encodes 331 amino acids. The transcript has a single exon. Gene Ontology annotation, molecular function: G protein-coupled receptor activity; olfactory receptor activity.